Messenger RNA from Bombyx mori (domestic silkworm), 1224 nucleotides. RefSeq lists its product as uncharacterized. Gene Ontology annotation, molecular function: peptidase inhibitor activity. Bases 154 to 1131 code for a protein of 325 amino acids. The record is from RefSeq and is a predicted model, not a curated record. The transcript has 5 exons. NCBI's taxonomy places the organism in Eukaryota, Metazoa, Arthropoda, Insecta, Lepidoptera, Bombycidae.
AACAAUUACUUAAAGCUAAUCUAAUCGUUUUCAACAGUAACGGCCACAAAUUUAGCUGUAAAACUGUAAUUACGACGUAAUCAUUAGUAAUUCAAAUGGAAUAAAGCUAUUGCGUUGCGGUUUGAUAUCGAAUUGCAGUCCGACGGGUCAAUCAUGUGGUACGCCGGAAUAUUUGGCUCUCUGAUUUCUUUAGCAUUCGCUGCAAACGUAUCAAACACAAACAGUCUCUACGAUCUACCGGAAAUAAAAGAAGGGGAUCCGUGCGUGCCCGGACGUUCCUACAGAAUGGAGUGCAACAAAUGCUAUUGCAAAGACGACUUCGGUUUGAUGUGCACGAAACUUUUGUGCUUAGAACAGAGUCAUAUAGACGAAAUUUAUGGCGAGAAACGGGCACAUACCCUGAGAGCCGGAAAAAGAAUGGGCAAUGAAAAAAAAAAACUUUUAAUAGGUUAUCCCAAACUCCCGAAGAUCUGCCAGCCAGGGGUAUUAUACAACAGAGGCUGUCAAAGGUGUAUAUGCGGAGAAAACAAAAUGGCCGUCUGCACAAAUAGGAACAACGCCUGUAAACCAAAUUUGGAAUCCCAGAACAUUCUGAACCUAGAAGACGUGCGUCAACCGUUCAGUCGAUCGCAGGUCGCGAAGCUGCCGACUCUUCGAUCCCGUCAAGUGGCUUGCACCCCCGGAAGAGCCUAUAGAGUCGACUGCAACGCUUGCGUCUGCCUUGCCUCCGGAAACUUGCUUUGCGACAAACUAUUGUGUUUGAGCUAUAGUGAAAUGCAUAGAAUUGAUGCUCGGAAGUUGAGUGGUAAAGCAUGCAAAACGGAUGCAAUGGCGAAACCCGAAAACGAAUGCGUCACAUGCGAGUGCGAGGGAAAAAAAACACAAUGCACCGAAAUCGAGGGUUGUGUUACCAGAGCGGAAAAAAGCACCUGGAUCAAUGGACAGCCUCAACUCACUCUCGACCUUUACAAAGACAAAUGCUUACCGGGGGGCGUCUACAUACAUGACUGCAAUCACUGCUACUGCCAAGAGGACCUGUCCCUCAGAUGCACACAGAGGACUUGCUUGAACUACAGCGAGUCAAAAGCUUUGGAGGAAUUAAGACUGCGCCUCAUCCAGGAGGGUCUUUAACGGAAAGUGCAUUGGGAACUCGGAUGCAAAAUACGGGCCGAGGAUACGAAUCGUCUUGUCCAAUUAAGAAUUACAAUGAAUAAUCCUUUUUGA